AUGGCAAACAAUUCAACAAUGCCAAAUUUAGAAAAUUCUGUGAAGAGCUCAACAUUAGACCAUGCUUCUCUUCCCCGGGCCAUACUCUGGGCUUAUUGGGCGACCGCUCAAACCCCUAUUGGGGAGACCCACUUUCGCCUAACAUACGAGGCCAAGGCAGUCAUCCCAGUGAAAAUUGACCUGCUGACCCCUCGGGUUUUGCACUCGAAUGCAGAACUAAACAAAGAGUUGCGUUGGGCUGACUUAGACCUAAUUAAAGAGCUUCGAGAGGCAACCACUGUCAGGCAGGCAUCAUAUCAGCAGAAAAUGAGAACACAUUAUAACCGCAAAGUUCGAUCUCGAGAGUUCGCAGUGGGGGACCUAGUAUCCGAUUGA
Molecule: messenger RNA, 375 nt
Organism: Camellia sinensis
Lineage: Eukaryota; Viridiplantae; Streptophyta; Magnoliopsida; Ericales; Theaceae
Source: RefSeq, a predicted model, not a curated record